GCCUCCCCCUCCCCCACCUCUUCUGUUUCACGCUCUCCCCAUCCUGUUUUAUUGUCUUGUACCCUGCUCUAGACAGUCAAGGUGGUCCGUCGAGGUCAUGCUUGACCGUUAGCUAGCAGGCAGAAACUGGGAUGACCAAGAAAGAAUGGUUUACUUUAGGGGCCUUACCUAAAGGGGCGAACUUAUGGGGGGUCAUAGCCAGUGCCCAACCCAACAAGCACGGUUCCGCCCCCUCAAGUAAACCAAUGAACAGAGCCAAGUUAAUAAUGAAAAGCAGAAAGAGGAGAUUUACUCUGUGUGGACCCCUUGGGAAGUGGCACCGAGAUACCCGUCUGAGAACCCUUCCAUCUUUGUGGGUCCUGAAAUGAGGGUGAGGUUUAAAUAGGAGGCAAGAAAAAUGCAGUCUGGCCACGGUGUGGUCCCGCCUACCAUUUUGCAUCUUUCUCUGGGCUUCAGUCCAUUCCUGUAAGAUGUUCUUACUCCCGUUGCCUUGCUUCUUUCUUUCCUCUCAGCCUAAGAUUCCUAGGGGAAAUAUUCAUUCACAGUCUCUCUUUCUCUCCCGUCUCUCCCUCCCCUUUUCCCCCUCUCUCUCCUCUCUCUCGGUGUUCAUUGUUUCAACAAUUUAAUAGAUCAAGAGACCCUGGUAUCUCUAGAAUAUCUUGGUUUCUGUGAGGCAAGUUACAGUGUGAUUGCAGCCAGGUCAAAAUACCCAUCUCCAUGUCAGUCUACUUUUUACCAUAAAUUCCCUUCCCCGUUCUAUCAGGACAUCUCUCAAGUAUUUUCAUUAUCAUUGUUGAUAGUUUUAUUAUAAUCAUUAUUGAUGCAAAGCUAAGCAUCAAACCCAGAGCCUAGAGAAUGCUCUGGUGAACAAGAAUUCCUGGAAAGAAGCUGUGACUACAAAGUUGUUGACUGAUUUUUAGGAUCUGGGUGAUUUUUUAGAACUUCAGUGAUUCUGAUAAGAUGGGAAUGUUCCAAGUCCAGAUCCUACUUAUCUUGGCCCAUCUGUAGUCUCCUUAUUAGCCAUUCUGCGCUGUAUGCGACGUAAUGUGACCAUUAGGUAAAUCCUUAGGAAUGUAUAAACAGACCUCUGAUUCUGACCAACUAAAAGACCAAGGAUUCUGUCAGAUAGCAUUUAGGUCUUAUAGCUGAGAUUUCCUUGCUCUUCUGUGACCCCCCCUACCUGACAUUUCUGCCAAUGUAUUUGAGAAGUGUCUGGACUUAAGAUUUCCUUUCUUUUGUUACUAUAAAACUUACUGGAACUGUUAGCAUGUUAGAACAUGGAAUUUGAGUAACCUAAAUCUGUGUCCCUUAGCCAUUGUCACACAAAUUUGGCUUCAGAAUAAACUAUCUACUAUCCUUUUUUGAGUGUUGAUUCAUGAGUUUUUGCUGUCAGUUCAAGUAACUAGAAAUGGAAAGUUCUGUAAAAGCAGACAAACAUGAAAAGAUGUCUUUUGACAAGGCAAAAGUGUCCAUAGAUUCUGAAACAGCAUCCCCUCCCAGUGUUAAUGAGUCCAUUGCUGCAUCUGGGCCGAGGCUUUCUGAAAAGACACCUGCGUGCCAGCAGGCAGAUAAACCAAGAAUGAGGAAAGAGUUUGAAGAUGAUCAUGCAGAGGAGAAUUCAAGUUACGUGGAGGAUUCUCCAGCCAAGAAAAGAAAACUUGAUGUGGAAAUCAUCUUAGAGGAAAAGUGCACUGGCGAUGAUGGAGGCGUUUCAAAGAAAAGGAAACUGGAGGGGGGUGAUGUUUCCGAAGAUGAACCUUCCUCUGGAGAGGUCACCCAGAGAAAGAGAAAACUACAAUCGGAGGAUACUCCAGAAAAGCGGAAAAAGCUGGAGGAAGGUCACAGCUCUGCCGUUGCUGCCCACUAUAACGAGCUUCAGGAAGUGGGGCUGGAGAAGCGCAGUCAGAGUCGCAUUUUUUACCUGAGAAACUUUAAUAAUUGGAUUAAAAGUAUUCUUAUUGGGGAAUUUUUAGAAAAGGUACGACAAAGAAAAAAUCGUGAUCUCACUGUUUUGGACCUGGGAUGUGGAAAAGGUGGAGAUUUGCUCAAGUGGAGGAAGGGGAGAAUUAGCAGGCUGGUGUGUGCUGAUAUUGCUGAUGUUUCUAUGAAACAAUGUCAACAGCGUUACGAAGACAUGAGAUGUCGUCGUGAUAAUGAAUAUAUUUUUAAUGCAGAGUUUAUAACUGCUGAUUGUUCAAAGGAACUUUUGGUUGAAAAAUUCCGUGAUUCAGAAAUGCGCUUUGACAUCUGCAGCUGCCAGUUUGCCUGUCAUUACGCCUUUGAGUCCUUGGAGCAGGCUGAUAUGAUGCUUCGAAAUGCUUGUGGAAGGCUUAACCCUGGGGGCUAUUUUAUUGGCACCACGCCCAAUAGCUUCGAACUGAUAAGACGCCUUGAGGCUUCAGAAACAGAAUCAUUUGGAAAUGAAAUAUACACUGUGAAAUUCCAGAAGAAAGGAAGUUAUCCUUUAUUUGGCUGCAAAUAUGACUUCAACUUGGAAGGUGUUGUGGAUGUCCCUGAAUUCUUGGUCUAUUUUCCAUUGCUAACUGAAAUGGCUAAGAAGUACAAUAUGAAGCUAAUAUUUAAAAAAACAUUUCGGGAAUUCUAUGAAGAGAAGAUUAAGAACAGUGAAAACAAAAUGCUCUUAAAACGAAUGCAGGCCCUGGAGCCAUACCCUGCAAAUGAGAACUCUAAACUUGUCUCUGAAAAGGUUGGUGACUAUGCACAUGCAGCAGAGUACAUGAAGAACAGUCAAGUAAGGUUACCUCUGGGAACCUUAAGUAAGUCAGAAUGGGAAGCUACAAGUAUCUACUUGGUUUUUGCCUUUGAGAAACAGCAGUAAGCAGUUAGUUGCCUCAGAGCAGCACUCCAUCCCUCCAGAUGGAGCAAACCAUCUCAGAUACAUGUGACAGCUGUUUGUUUAUUUGAAUAGUAAGUUCUAAGUGUGGAGGAUGCUGCCAAAAAGUCCAGUGUAUAACUGACAUUUACUGUCUGUGACAGGUUAGCAGUGUGUGUGUGUGUGUGUGUGUGUGUAUAAGAACGCUUCAUCUUUAAGAUCGUAUUUUUAAGUGAUAUUCUAAGAAUUGUUUCCCUCUCCUGUCGAAAACGAAAGCAGCACUUCAGAGCAGCUGACCUCUCCACAGUGCUGUGAUUUGCUGAGUGUGUUUACAGAGUUGAAUUUACUUACAACAGCUGUAGAACUGGUGGAGGAGUGCCAGUUCGCCACCGUGCACUCGAAGUUUUGUUACAGUGUUUUUCCAGAUGUGUUCUGUACAUUUGAAUGUAAGUGGUCACUAUAUAUUGCUAAAGUUAUAAGAUUAAAAUUUGAUUUUUAGAUUGUCAUAAGAGCAACCUGGCUAGAUUUUGACUGUGUUUCAAUAAAAUAACUAUUUGCUAAUACCAUGAAAUUCUGAGAAUCUAUAGAAAAUUUUAGAUGGCAACAUAGAGAAAUUGUGGAAUGGUUUGGUAUUCUGUUAAGAAUUUCCUACCAUAGCAAUUAAUAUAUCCAACUAUUGAGAUUUAAUUAAGGUACUUUGAACUUUUCUUCAUUGGACAGUGAUUUCAUGGUUCGAUUUUCUAAAGAUUUUGUGAAAAUGCCAUGUCAUAAUCCUGUUCCAUAUUUUCUUCCCAUGUAUAUAGGCAAGCGCAACAGGAGUAGCGCAGUAAGGGAAACAGGUAGACUUGAGAUGGAUCCUCACCACUAAGAGAUCCCAGUUACUAAUGCCGUUUCCUUCCCAGUCCCAAACAAGCAGCCCGUGCUCUUUUCUUCCAGUGUUGGUACUUGACACAGCAGAACCCACUGUCUAAUUGUCAUUAAAACAUGCAUUUGUGUAUAGAGGUCAGCAUGGCUGCCUUCCAAAUAUUUAUUUACUCUCUCACAAUCAUUAAAAUUGUCAUUAAGUUGUGAAUUACAGAAUUGACUUCUAGAACUGAUGCCUGUGUGAACUGCUGUCUUACAUUUAAGAAACUUGACAGCCUUUAGAUGCAUCAAAUAACUUGAGAGCAAAUACAAUUAUAUAUUCUUUUAAAAGUCAUUUGUUUAAAGGACAAUUUACAAAGAUCCUGCUUUCUGUAAAACUCUAUAGUACUUGCUUUAAAAGUAGGCUCGGGGCUGGAGAGAUGGCUCAGCAGUUAAGAGUGCUGGCUGUUCUUCCAGAGGACCCAGGUUCAGUUGCCAGCACCCACGUGGUGGCUUAUAACUGUCUCUGACUCCAGUUUCUGGGGAUCUGACACCAUCUUCUGGUCUCCGUGGGCACCAGGCAUGCACAUAGUGCACAUAUACACACACACACACACACACACACACACACACACACACACACACACACACACACGCAGGCAGAACACUCAGGCAUACAAAAUAAAAAUAAUUAUUAAAAAAAUUGAAAGCAUAAUCAGUUUAUGUAUUGUUACUGCUCAUAGUAUUAGAAGUAGCUUUGGUGCAGGGUUUGGGGUGUGGGGAUGAAAGUUCUUGCUCUUAGAAAUUUAGGCUCAUUUUAUUCCUGGGGAAGGUACUAAGUAUUUUAUGGUUUGGCAGGUAGGGAAAGCUUUGUCACAAUUCAUGAUCUCAUUUAAUAGGUAAUGCAUCAAUUUUUAGUCUUUCUGUCCUUUCCAUUCCAUUCCAUGGGUUGUUUUUUGGAGAGAAGAAUUCCUCAAAGGGUGGAGUAAUUGAUGGCUGUCCAAUCACAAGAAGAGAAAUGUGGAGUUCCUAGGCCCUUUGCUGAGGAGUCAUAAGGAACUGAACUGGGUCUGAGAUGGGCUGUAGUUAUUACACCUACUGUCAUAGGCAUAGGAGAGUGUUCCCAUGAGGCCACCCUACAGCAAACAGGUCAAGCAGCUGCCUUUUUCCUUUUGUGUUCUUAUCUGUUCAGCCUCCUCCCCUACACUGCUUGAAGUUAAAUGACUCAAGAUGAAUUCUUGAGGAUGAGAAUGGGAAGGUGGCCUUUUCCACUGUUUAUCAACAGAUGAGACUUUUUCCAGCAUACUGGAGUUUACAUGUUUAAUUUUGUCAGGACGUGUAGUAUCUGAUGAGAAAGGCGUGGCUUUUCAUUACAGGAUCCGGGAAGAGUCCCUUGUUUUGGGUUCAGUGAUAAGAAUGGUUCAGAAGCCAGGCGGUGGUGGCGCACGCCUUUAAUCCCAGCACUCGGGAGGCAGAGCCAGGCGGAUCUCUGUGAGUUCGAGGCCAGCCUGGGCUACCAAGUGAGUUCCAGGAAAAGGCGCAAAGCUACACAGAAAAACCCUGUCUCGAAAAACCAAAAAAAAAAAAGAAUGGUUCAGAGGAGCUGUUCAGACACUCCCAGGCCUGCCACACAGGGUAUCCUCCAAGGUUGAGUUUCAAAAUGAAGAUCAGGGGCUGGAAACAUGGCUCAGAGGCUAAGAAUGCUUGCUACUCUUUCAGAGGACUGGAGUUUGGUUCCCACACACACAUCAGGUGGCUCACAACUGCUUGUAAUCCAGCUGCAGGGACUUUAACACUCUCUUCUGGUUCUGCUGACACCUGCACACAUGCACAAACAUGCAGACACAUAAAUAAAAAUAAAUCUGCAGAAAUGAAGACCACAUGGGCCAUUUGUGAGAAUGGCACAACUUGAAUUGGAGAUAGUUGGCCCGGGGACAAAUCUGCAUUGUAGUAGGACCUAAAAAACUGACAUGGGAUUAUUUGGGUCUAGAAUUUACUCAGGGAAACACUCCAGUGUAUACAGUGUUGAUGGAGAGAAAGUGAGGAGUUGUCGGUCCCUGGCAGUCCUUCUGGGGGCCUAACGUACAGAGAGCCGCAGGCCUGCUGGAGCUGACUCAUACUUUACAGACUGACUCUCCUCAGUACGAGAAGGCUGUGACUGAGCAGAGUCCCUUAAGAGUGAUGGGCCUGUGUGGUGACUGAAUGGCUGAGAGAGGAUACAGAUUUUCUCAAGACCACAGCAACAUAACACUCCCAUCCUGUGGUGGGCCUACACUCCUGCACUCACAUACUUCCAAGAGUGGAACAAGUGAGUCCUGUGGCCUGAGCUGUUAGUUCUUGAAGCACCUUAACUUAGGUGCUCCAGUAAAUAGGGUGUCCUGGUAGGAAACAGAGAUAGACUAUCCUCUUCAUGGUGUGGAGACCUGGUCCUUGAACCAGACUUGUGGGAUCUGGUUAUACACUACAGGUGAUGGUGUUCCCCCAACCUUACUGUGUGGAUGUAUCAGUGCAAGAGAGUCUCUGAGGGAAGAUACAGAAAUACUGCUUUAGUGUGAGUUAAGUAGGCAGGCCUAAUCUUAUGGAUUUGCUGGUUUAAACUCUGUUGAAGUGUUGUAUCUGUACAGGCAAUUGGAUUCCUCACAGACAGAACAUACAUGAAUUCAUAAGCCAGAAGCUGGAGACUCCCUUCUACUCAACUCUCCCUUCCACAGCCACCAUCCGGUUCUAAGCAAAAAUCUAGUUUCAUCUGGCUUGGAAUAUUACAUGAAUGAAAUUAAAAAUACAUUCUUUGGCUUUCAUUUGUCAGUGUUCAUGAGAUUCUUAUUCUCAUCAGUUGUACAUUGUUCUCAUGAUUGUACGGUAUUCCAUUGUGUGAAUAAACAACAUUAUCCAAUGA
Peromyscus californicus insignis is the source of this 6572-nucleotide messenger RNA. It is a transcript of the gene Rnmt, whose product is annotated as RNA guanine-7 methyltransferase. Lineage: Eukaryota; Metazoa; Chordata; Mammalia; Rodentia; Cricetidae. Gene Ontology annotation, biological process: 7-methylguanosine mRNA capping. The transcript has 11 exons. The record is from RefSeq and is a predicted model, not a curated record. Gene Ontology annotation, cellular component: nucleus. Gene Ontology annotation, molecular function: mRNA 5'-cap (guanine-N7-)-methyltransferase activity. Bases 1409 to 2839 code for a protein of 476 amino acids.